GCGGGAAUUUUCAGCUAUUAAACCCCCUGCUAACUGUUUUGUUGAUUAUUGUCUAUUUAUGUUGGGCAAAUCUCGUUAUAAAUUAUCAUGGUCAGGAGCGCAGAUCAGCUCACCCGUGAAACUCAAUUUCUUGAUCUCUCUCUCUCUCACUCUCUCUCUCUUUCACUUCAACUCGCUUCAAGACUUGACAUCGCUCGCCGAGUUUGACGAAACUCGCUCGCGCGCCUCGACUCAGUUUUCUUUAUCUUUAAGGGCCGCGGAAAUGGAUGUGACGAAUGGAUUAGAGACCCCGGUGGAAACACUCUAUGGAGAAAUCGAAUCGUUUUUCCAGUCAGCUCCUCCUUUGAAGGACAGCGAUAAUAUCAACCAGAAAUUGGACCAAUUCCUUGAGCUGAAUUCUUCAUCAGCAGCUGACGGAGGAUCAAGGAGGAUUGUAUGUGUCACCGCUGGUGGUACGACAGUCCCUUUGGAGCAAAGAUGUGUUCGUUACAUUGAUAAUUUCAGCUCAGGACACAGAGGAGCAACAGCCACCGAGUACUUUGUCAAGGCUGGAUAUGCCGUUAUAUUUUUAUACCGGAGGGGGAGCUACCAGCCAUAUUGUAGCUGCCUUCCAGAUGAUCCGUUCCUUGAAUGUUUCAAGCUCACAGAUGAAUCAAAUGUUCAAGUGCGUGAAGCAUAUUCUGAAGCAGUGAAGAGAGCCAUCAGGGAUCACCAUGCUGCGGUAGCUGAAGGUUUCCUUUUAAAGCUUCCCUUUACAACCAUAUUUGAAUAUCUUCAGAUGUUACGGAUGAUUGCAACUGCAUUGAAGAGUUUUGGGCCACGGGCCGUGUUCUUUCUUGCAGCUGCUGUUUCUGAUUUUUAUGUUCCAUGGAAAGGCAUGGCAGAGCAUAAGAUUCAGUCAGGAUCUGGCCCCUUGGACAUGCGACUUGUCCAAGUCCCAAAGAUGCUUUCAGUACUGAGAAAAGAAUGGGCUCCCAUGGCUUUUUGCAUAUCAUUCAAGCUUGAGACCGAUUCAAAGAUUCUUCUAGAGAAGGCUGGUAUGGCUCUCCGGAAAUAUAAAAUGCAUGUCGUUGUGGCAAAUGAGCUCUCAACCCGAAAAGAGGAGGUUGUAGUUGUCACGGCUGAUGAGAAAAUUUUAGUUCAGCGAGACAAAUUUCAGGCUGGUUCUGAUGUAGAAAAACCCCUUGUUGAACUUCUGGUGGAAAGACAUUCCGGUUACAUCAAAGAUUUUCAUACAUGAUCUCUUAUGGAACAAUGUGAAGGAUGCUCCUGCAACUACCACUGUUCAUUUAUUGGGUAUCAUUUUCUCUCGCCUUUUUGCUCAUUGUUACUGAGAGGUAUGCAGGUCUGAUAUUUAUGCUUCCGCAAAGAUGCUUCUUUUUCCUCUGUUUACUGGAACCCAGUGACAAAUCUCCUACCUUUAGAGUGGGAAGUGCGAAAUGGUUAUACAAGGAAAGUCUUGAGUAACAACAAACACUUACAAUGUUAGAAGUGAAGUGGGAUAAUUUGGGGACUUUAACUGGGAUUGAAUUGAUGAGAAAUAAGGGAAAUCAGUUGUAUGAAUGUGUCAGCCGUAUAAUAAAAGAAACUUAAUGAUGUAACAUGUAGGGAAAACAUUUUCUCAAUAUAUAAUUUUAUGUAUGAA
Carica papaya (papaya) is the source of this 1645-nucleotide messenger RNA. RefSeq names its product phosphopantothenate--cysteine ligase 2-like. The record is from RefSeq and is a predicted model, not a curated record. Lineage: Eukaryota; Viridiplantae; Streptophyta; Magnoliopsida; Brassicales; Caricaceae.